AUGUCAGGCUACACAGAUCUUGCCAGCGGAUCUGGCAGCGGUCGGCCGCUCCCGAGCGGUUCUUCUGCCCACUCUCACAGCUAUUCUCAGUCGGUAUCGCAUCAUGCGCCUCAUACCUCAGUAAGCGGCGGAUCUACACUUGGCGUCUCUCCCUUUGGACAGGGCGGUGGAUUGUACGGACUUGGAGCUGCAGCUAGCCAACAGGAAAGCAUGGUUUCAGGUUUGAGUGGCGCUGGACAUAGCGAAGCUGGCAGCAAUGGUCUUCCGGUUCCUCAAUCGCAGCACAACUCCAGCCAAUUGCUCAUAGCUAGCAUCGUCCAACGCCUUGUCAACAGGGUGAGGAUCUGCGUGGGUACAGAGAGAUAUACUUCCCUACUGAACUCUUGUGCACUUCUAUCCUUCAAUACAGCUGCCAUACAACUCUGGAUGGAGGCUCGCAUCUUUAGAGGAAGAGCAGCUUGUGCGGUCUUGCGUCGCGAACCUCGUAGACCUCAGUCAAUAUCAGCUCGCGAGCGUGGUCAAAGAGCUGCUUGCCGUUCUCGAGAACUUGAACAAGGUAUGUGUGCGCAUUAGACCUCCUACCUUUGACCUAGCUCCUGAAUCGUCUUUCCUCGUUGCAUCCCAGUCUGUCCAAGUGGCGCACGAUGACAAAGUCAGCGUAGAUGCGAUGCAGUCGCAGCUGUUCAUGCUGCAAGUCCUGCUUGCUUGCCUGGUCCACCACUGGCGCACUCAGGGCGGACCCGAGGAUCCUACCCAGAGUGAGAGUACCAACCCAGCAACGGCCACGACAAGCUCACAAUCGGCACAUCAGCGCCGAGGAUCGCUGGCACCCACCGAUUCAAGAUCGGCAGAGAUAGCUGGCGUGGCCAAGGGGUGGAAUGAUCCUCCCCCGAUGGAAGAUGGCGUAGCAAAGCACAUUCUCAGUCUGAUGGUCACGUACCUACGGCAGAGCGUGGCGAAGGAGGAAGCCAUCCAGACCGGCACUGGCGGCUCGGACCAUUUGGAAGGCCCCCGCAGCAAAUCAGAUACCGGCUUGCGUACGGGACAGAGCGAUAGAGCGCUGCGAGAUGCCCAGCGCGGCUACAUAGGCUCUACUCAGAGUGGCAAAGGCAUCAGCUCUUGGGAGGAGCAAGAUGGAAAGGACCGCGGAGGAUCAGGAGGAGGCAGUGGACUAGGUAGCUCUGCCGCGGCUGCUGGCUCACUGGACUCUGACUGGACCAGCGGUUCGGGCUCCGACGUAGCCUCACUUUCAGUGCUGGGCCUCUUCAAUGGAAAGGGCCUCUUCGUGCUCUACCCGACCUUUCCGCCCUCAAGAGCACCUUUUCAGCGUUCUCCGCACGUGCAUCUCUAUCAGAACCCCCAGCGGCGCGUUGUGCCUCAAGGGCAAAAUGCGGACAAGGAACAGGACUUCUUUGCCUGGGGCGAUCGGAGCGGGGAGUCGCUCGACAACGCCGUCGCGCUGACCAAGGGCAUCUAUCGCGCGGCGGGCCAGAUUGUCUUCUAUCUGAGUUCUAGUAACUGGCCGGUAGUCUUCGCGCGGUAUCGCAACAGGGUGCAGUACCUCAGCACCACGGUAGAAGACUCGCCAAACACCGCUGAACUUCGCCUUCUCGAAUGCAGCAAUAUGCAGCGUGCGCGGCUCAGCAACCUCAUUCAGGAGCUUUGCACCACCUUCCUACAUCUCAAGCGCACUGCUCAGCACACAAUCGCUUUGGUCGUUCGCCGCGGUGUCUGGUCUUGGAUACAGUAUCACCCGGCCGAAUUUGCGCAUCUAUUUGGAACGGGGCGGCGACUCGAAGGUGGUCCCGAGCUGCUGUUCGAUCACAUUGUGAACCUCACAGAGUCUUCCAGGAAGAAGCUUAUCUUUUGGCCGGUGCUUACAGCGCUGCUCAUUCUAUGCCCCGACAUUGUAAGCAAGGCUGCCAUCGGAGAAGGCCGGAAACAGGGCAGUGUGGCGAAGAAGGUCAACUUCCUGGAAACUUUGCGCAAAAGCUUGCGAGUGAGCAAGCUGAGCGAUAUGGCUGCUAUAUGCUGUGUGGACGUUGUUCGAGCAGCAUCCUGCACUCCACUGAGUGACGCCGGCCUGCGGCUCAUCGUGCCGGAUCUGGAGGCAGAUCUCAGAGAAAAGCUGUUCGAUCCUAGCCAUCCGCCACUCAACAACAAUCGUCAGAUUGAGACUUCGAUCAUUGUCGAGGCGUUCGUGGCCUUCUUUCGAUUGGAUCCUCAAAAGACCCUCAAGACACUGGUGCCCGUGUGCCUGAGCAAUUCUAGCCCCCAGCCCUUCAAGCUCGCGCUGAUUCGCAGUUGCAUUCAGAUGGCCAGCGAGCGCAACAGACUUCCGUGGACUCCCGACGUCUCGCUACUGUAUCCGCACAUCAGCGCGCAAGCCCGCACGACCGCCAAGGACAUCAUCUUCAAGCUGCACAAGACGGACGUGGCAGCGACUCAUGCAACGCAGCCGGCCCUCACUGGUAGCACAAGCAAGACAGACAAACGGUCUUUGCGAACGCUCGGAGCUUCGAAGAGCAUUUCAGGAGCAGGCGUUGUGGACGAGAGUCAAGGCAGGAUCGACGUACUGCAAGCGAUACUGAAGCUUUGGUGCUUGGACAUCAGAGCGAUGUCCCACGGCCUCGACUAUACAGGUUCAGCGACUCUUUCGGCGUUCGUUGGACCCGAAAAUGUUGGCGACCACGAAGUCAUAUCGAGAGCGGCACUCAGCGUAGACAGUCCGCUUGCUCUCAUUUACUUUCUCGGUCGAAUCGCCCAUACAUCCGAUCACAUCCACCUUCACGAGCUGGCUCUUGAUCUCAUGGACAUCUGCUCUCUCGGUCUCUACGAUCCUGCCAUCGUGGCGGUCGACUUCAUGAAAACAACGCAACGGGCGCUCGUCUCGUGCACUUCGCUCUUUACCCGCGGUAUUGCAGACCACCUUGCUCAAAGUGAAUCGACAGCGGACCAGCGUCACUGGCUCAGUAUCUUGAGCCGGACAAUGAAGAGGAAAGUCAAUUACAUCUCUAGCCUGAGGGUAAGUGUUGCUGACGUGUUGGUGCUGGUCUUGCUAGUGUUGACGCUAUUCGUCCACCAUCUUCUAGGCGUCUGGAGUCGAGCCAUUGACUCUGCCAAACAUUCCGACAAACUCCGAAUUCAUGUCAGAAGGGCGGGCAAUGGAGGCGGCGUUGCUGCUGAGUAUUUGUUCCUCUGACACAGACGUUUGCUCGGAAGCAUUGCGCUGCUGUGGUCAGAUAGCUUCACUACGAGAAAUCGUGGUUGGCUUGCUGGGCACAAGCCAAGAAUGGGCAGUCCUGAUGCGAGAAUUAUCGGACCCAUCAUUCUCUCAGACUGGGGGCCGGAUUGCUCAACAAAAGCGUAUUCGUGCCCUUUUGCGGGGUGCGACGCUGCCGACUAGGGCCAGCGCUCAAGCUUGGUGCGAGGCGUAUCAAAGAUGGGGCAGUCUCACACAACUGGUGGCGCGGCCCCUGGCGGAUGAGACCAGCGAUGCGGCGCAAGAGAAAGCAGCUCAAUGGCACAAUUAUGCAGGCUUCCUUGCAGCUCUUGGAGGUACAUGCGUGCUACCUGACGAAGAGUCGCUGAAGACGGCGCCGAAGGAGACGAUGAUCGACCCUCCUGUCCACCUCGUCGAAUCCUUCAUGCAAGAAAUGGUCGAUCUGUUGGUCUCCGAUUCAGUUUGGGUUCGAGAGAAAGUCAAGGAGACGCUCGGCCUAGAUCUCAGUCCUCGCCUCAACGGCAUUCUGUUCCGGCAAGUGCACGCUGUGCUCAGCGACUUCUUCGACAAGAGCACUGGUCUGCCUCGUCCAGCAGACAUGUUCACGAUAUUCGUGGAACAAUCCGUCAGCGUUACUCAGAUGGUCCUGAAUCGCAUGACUGCAGGUACGGAAGCAACGAAUACUGUGGACAUUGGCAGCCUCAUGGUCCUCUACGUCGAAUACGUCAAUUCGCUAGGCCGGAAAGAGCAGGCGGUUCGCAUCAAGACAUCAAUGUGCCACCUUUGCGAGGCGUUGAUGCAUAAAAAGAGCUUCUUCGCUUUUUCAAACGAGCUGCGCGUCCGCAACAGGCUGUUCCAGGCAUUGGUCACCUGGACAUCAGACUCGUCCGAUGAAGCUCAAGGCGCCGAGAAGCUUGACCGCCUCCAGAGGGAACUCGAUGUGGUAUGCCUCAAGACCAUCUCCAUCCUCCUGGAUCGCUUGCCGCUGUUGUUGGCGGAUGAUGCUUUGCUGCUGGAUGACAAAGUUGAAUGGGCAAAAUCUCGACAAUUCUCAUUGUACUUCAACUACUUCAUCAAGGUGCUCAAUCGCGCUCGUACGCUUGAAGAUGCUGCAACUGAGCGAGCCAAGUCUGGAGGGGUCGGGGUUGGCGCAGCUGGCGUCAGCGGCGGUGCCAUCAGCUCUUCUGUCUCCAUGGCUCUUGGAGUCUCUGCAGCAAAGUUGAGGGAGCAGCAUCAGCAGGCCAUGCGAGAGCUCGGUCCCUUGAAGGAGUCUGCCAUUCUAGCUUUGUCGAACCUAUUAGCCAGCAAUAUCGACUCUGGUCUUCAGCAUUCCUUGCCCCUUGCCUACAACGACGAUCAGCAACUCCGCACUGCGUUCAUGCAGAUCAUGACGAAUGUGCUCAAUCAAGGCACAGCCUUUGACGACCUGGAGCGCUUAUCAGCGUCUCACAAGCACUCCAAGCUCAUCGAACUCAUCUGCGAGCCAGACAUGCAGCUCGCUCUAUCGGUGUGCAACAUAUGUAAAGGCAAUGAUGUCGACAACAUGGACUACGUUCUGCUAAGCAUCUUCGACUCUAGAGGUGGUAUCAUCAAAUUCCUCAAGGCUGCGCUAGCAGAGGAGAUAUACCGGACGCCGAGCGAAGAGAUGGUCUUCAGGUCAAAUUCCUUUAGGACCCACCUCCUAUCCGUCUUUGGUCGCACCCAUGGAUACGAAUACCUGCGAUCGAUCAUGGCUCCGCUGAUCACAGAGAUGGCCAACAAGCCGCGCGGGUACUCAUUCGAGAUAGAUCCGCACCGCAUUGAGCCCGGAGAGUCGGUGCACAUCAAUCAACACCGUCUCGAAGAGAUGGCACAGACGUUCAUUGAUCAGAUCUGCUCUUCUGCGCAUCGUGUUCCUGCCGUCUUACGAGAACUUUGCCGACACAUUCGCUCCCUGAUGGAUGCGCGUUUCCCAACCUCGCGAUAUCAAGGCGUUGGCGGUUUCAUGUUCCUGCGCUUCAUUUCUCCAGUAGUGGUGGCGCCUCAGAUCAUCGAUAUCAACCUGACUGGUCCUAGCAAAGAGCUUCGUCGAGGCUUGCUCCUCAUCAGCAAGAUUCUGCAGACGCUUGCCUCUAACAAUCUGUUCCCACCGCACAAGGAACCCUUCAUGACGUGUCUCAACGACUUCUUGAAAGGCAACGUUUGGCGGGUGGCCACCUUUUUGGAUCAGGUCUCCGAUGCGCGCACCGAUCCUGACCGCCUACAAGCCGCAGAUCAACCUCUGGGAUACGGUAUCCAUCCCUAUGGCUACGGGAUUGAUCAAGAGGAUCAGCGUGUGAUCCAUCGCUUCCUCUUCGAGAACGUGGACAAGGUCGGAAAGGAGCUGCUGACUCGGAAUGCUGAUCGACAAAGCUCUCUGGUUAAUGAUGGUAAUGGCGCACCCAUGUCGCCUGUCGCCGCGUCGCACGCUGCGAUAGGGAUAUCUGCGUCUACCAUUGACAGUCGCCGUACCUACGAGCAAUUAUGCCAGGUUCUCGCAGAGAUGGGCGAUUAUCGGAGCGAGGAGCUUCCUGCCAUCGCUGUGCAGCCAGGCCUUGGCGCAGGCAAGCAGGCCUUCCAAGACUUCCUUCGCCGGAAUAGCGGACGCAACGUCGAUGAUUCCGCCUACAAGGCGGUGUUCAGGGAAGGGCCGCCCUCUAAAGCUGGCCGCCCAGUGUUCUACUACAACGCGGCGCAGCAGAACGCGAAGACCAUGGACUAUGAAGGUCUCAUCUUUUACGUCUUACAGUGCAUCGAAAGCUGCGUGUCACGCAACUUUGAUCUCGUCCUAGACUGUACCGGCCUGCAUCCUGUCAACAUGACGCCGCACCAGUGGCUGACGUAUUUCGCGACAAUGGUGCCGCCUGAGGUGGCAGGCAACAUGCGCAACGUUAUCGUCUUCAACGCGAACACCACAGCGAGGCUGUAUGCUCGGCCGUGGUAUGCACAGGCAGGUGACCCCGGCGUUCAAGUCGGUCCCUCUGGGCGUGCUGCGCUUGCGUCGGUGCCGUCACAGAUGAGUAUCGCGUACUGCAAUUCUAUUGCAGAGAUCGAAGCUUUCAUCGAGCGGCGCAACCUGGCCCUCGAUCCGACGACGAUCGCAAUCGCGACUGCUGCAGCGGAGAUGCGCUUCACGCAAAUCACGAUGGUAUGGUACUACCGCUCUCUCAUUCCGGUGUCCUUCAGGAUAGGUGGAGAACACCUGCAGAUCACAGCUCUGAAGCCUCAAGAGAUCGUGCCUGGCCGCAGCGGCUUCACGAAUGAUGUCUUUCAUCUCGCUGAUAUCGACGACGUCAGAGCCAUCUCGGCUCGUGGGGAUGACACCACCUUCUUUGUCACUUGUCGUGGAGGUACCAUUUCUUUCCUCUUCAACAGCCGGGAUCGGGCCGAGAUCGUUCAAAGCCUUCGCCAAGCUAAAGCGCGCAUUUCGCGUUUCCGUCCGAGCAAGGCCCUCGACCGAACGCUACUGCCCUCUGACGUACCUGGAACGCUGCUCAACAUGGCCAUGCUCAACGUGACGAGUGGGGACGCAAGCCUUCGAGUGAGCGCAUACAAUCUUCUCUGCGCAUUGUCCACAUCUUUCAAUUUUGGAGCCAGUAAUGCGCGCAGGCGUCUGCUGAGUGCGAAAGGUAAGCAACGUGUUGAUACCAGACAAACCGCAUUUGGCUGAUGCGAUUGGCAACCCUUUCAGGCCUGGCAAUCCCGGCCAACACGCUAAGCUUCGUCUCCGAGCUUAGCCGCGACUUUGCGGUAGCAGCACCUGGCGUUACUCUUGAGUUCUUGCUCUCUUUCUUCGAGGGCUUUGAACGAGCAACGCUGAGCCAGAAGACGCUGUGCCUGUACUACAUGGCGCCAUGGCUAUCGAAUCUAGUAAUGUUUACUCACACAGCUCGAGAGCAGCAGGGUGAGUAUCAGAAGCGUAUCAAAGAAAUACUUUCCCAGCUCAUUGCUAUCACGGUCAAGCAGCCUGAGGUGAGCAAAAUUUCUCCUUCAGUAGACUCGCGCCGGUUUGGACUCACCUUCAGCGUCUUCGCGCUCCGCAGAUGUAUUCGGCUAUGCAAAGAGCAGUUUGGUCUCAGAUCAGCAGGUUAGACGACCUUAUUCCUCUGUUCGUCGAGGUCUUUUGCGAGGCUGCGAUGGACUCCGGUCUGCACACGCCUCGAUUCGAGUGCGUUCUCGACACAAUGGUUUCUUUCAGCUCUAUCAACCUGCGUGGCAAGCUACUCGCUCGGCUGAGGCGAGUGAUCGCGAAGACAGCUCAGAAUCCAACUGCUGGUGCACUGCAUGACAACAUAGCGUGGAAAGAGAUUGCCACACUGGUCAGGAUGAACAUGGUUCUGUCGUUCACAAGUCGACUCGAGGGCUUGAUCUACCUGCCAGAGCUGCUCCACGUGAUUCUUCUCCUUGCCGGCAAUGGCGUCGAUGCUACACGCCAUUCUUUCUAUGGUACAGCGGUGAACCUGAUUCACUCUCUCUGCACAGAAGACCAGAGAGACAUCAAGCGCGAGCCUCAACUCCUUGCCGGUCUGCCCACUUCAAGCUCCUCUCCUCACGACCUGCAAGGCGCCGCGACGAAGGAGCACCCGGCCAACAUUGCCGCAGACAACGGCAACAAGCUUCGCGCUCUUUUGACCCGCUUUGCGGAAGACGAGUACUUGGCGCUGUUUGGUCUGCCUGCUGGGUCUGUAAGCCCACUCAACGCUUCCAUCGACGUGGUUCGUGAUAUGCCCAGCAAUGCUGCUAUAGAGCGGUUAGCCUCGGUCAUGUACGAGGUAGCGGAACUCGCAGCUCCCACCACGGACACCGCAAAUAGCUGGAGAGCUCGACUUACUAGUCUUGUGACCAGCACUGCAUUCCAGUACAACCCCAUCAUCCAAUCUCGAGCGUUCUUGUUACUAGGGUGCUUGGCCGAUCUCACCCGCUCGAUGAUGUCCGAUAAGGGCGCCGCAACAGGAAACUUAAACGGUCAAGUUGAAAAGAGCGUCGCACGUAAAAGCAGCAGCCGAGAGGCAGAUUUGGCCUUCGAAGUGGAUGACGAUCUCCUCUAUCAAAUCCUCGUUUCGUUACGCGGCAGCAUUACCGAAUGGGCAAAUGCAAGCAAUGAUGCACCAAUCAUCAGUAUUGUCACUUGCCUUGGCAAGGUCGUCAAGAUUCUUCCCGAUAGAUCGCGGUAUUUGCCGCAGCUUUUCUGGCUGGGCAUCUCUAUGAUCCAGUAUGGGCAUGUCCCGCUCUUCAAAGCAGGCACUGAACUCUUGCUUGCCACGGUCACCAGCAUCUGGGACAGAAACCUUUUGCAAGACGGACAGAUCGAUCUCAUCACCUUCCUCAUCGAUGGAAGGUACGAGUUCCGGGACGCGGCAUGCCGCCUGGAUGAUGAGACGGGAGUGGAUUUUGAAAUCAACUUUAGCUUCGCAGCGGCGGCGCUGCUAGUUAAAGGUCUUAGACAUCCUUCAACCAAGAGUGCCACUACCGAGCUAUUGCGUGCUCUGCUGCAGUACACUGGCUUCGAUAGCAGUCACGCUUCCAAAUCGCCAGACGGAAGAAUAUCGGUACCGCAACUAGGAUUUUUCAUUGGUCUCCUACCUACGGCGACGCGGCCCGAGGACUUUGGCGAACUUCUCAGUCUGGCGGGCGCGGCGCAAGAAGUCUGCACAGCAGCCAUCGAAGCUCGCAAGCAAGGCGGCGAAGCGAGCGGCCUUUUCAAACACCUUGAUGCCACCGAGAACAAGGUCGCGCUUCUAAUUGUGACCCUGAUUGCGGCUCUCUUGCAGCACGCUGAAAAUGAUGCCGAACGGCUACUGCUGUACGGCUUCCUUGCCGACUCGGCUCAAGAGGUGCCGGCGAUCGUCUCUAUCCUGUGAGUUGAAUUGCCUGGCAUGACUUGCACUCCAACCUGCAUGCUGACCUGAUACGACUACGCGUGGCAUGAUGGCUAGGUACGACUCGCUUGCGCCAGGCAUGCGUGACGUCUUUGUCAACUCGCAAAAUGGGCCCAUUCUCGACGCCGUGCACACAAUCGCCAGAAUUGCGGUUAGCGAGCCAGUCUUUGCAGCGCAAGCCCUGGAGACGACUCGUCGCGGCGGACCGGGCGCGUACCUGGACGAAACUGGCUAUGCGAGCCUGCUUGACUGCGGAGACUUUGCGCCCUUGCCCGACGUCCGCCGCCUCACGCUCGCAAAACUCUCAACCGCUCUCCUCGCUGGGCUCAUCGAUGCUGGCACUGCUUGA
Messenger RNA from Ceraceosorus bombacis, 9469 nucleotides. NCBI's taxonomy places the organism in Eukaryota, Fungi, Basidiomycota, Exobasidiomycetes, Ceraceosorales, Ceraceosoraceae. The record is from the annotation of a GenBank genome assembly.